Dendronephthya gigantea is the source of this 855-nucleotide messenger RNA. RefSeq names its product gamma-glutamyl hydrolase-like. The record is from RefSeq and is a predicted model, not a curated record. Bases 1 to 855 code for a protein of 284 amino acids. The transcript has a single exon. Gene Ontology annotation, cellular component: vacuole. Lineage: Eukaryota; Metazoa; Cnidaria; Anthozoa; Malacalcyonacea; Nephtheidae. Gene Ontology annotation, molecular function: gamma-glutamyl-peptidase activity. Gene Ontology annotation, biological process: tetrahydrofolylpolyglutamate metabolic process.
AUGGCGCAAUCAACUUUCAACAUGUCGUUUGAAGCUCUUGGCAAAAUAUACAUUCCGGCAUCGUACGUGAAGUUUCUAGAAGCAUCGGGUGCGCGUGUGGUCCCAAUCUUCAAUAAUCUAACAGAGGACGAGACUAAAAAGUUAUUUUACUCUAUCAAUGGUGCUGUUUUUCCCGGUGGAAAAGUAAAUAUGUUGACGUCAGGUUACACUAACGUUUCGAGGACAAUAUUCGAGCUGGCUAAAGCGACGUACGACGAAGGAGGUUAUUUUCCAAUAAUGGGCAUGUGUCUUGGACACCAUAUCCUGGCGAUGCUGGUGAAUGGAAACACAGAUGACCGUGUUCCGACCGACUCUCAAAACAUGACGGCACCUCUAAAUCUCCCAGAAAACUACCGUGACAGCAAGCUAUUCCGAGAUAUUCCCCAAGAACGGCUGAGAAUAUUCAAUGGAACUUUAAUCACCUCGCAUUUUCAUAUAUUCUCGUUUCCCAUCAAAUUAUUUCAAGAGAGCAAAGAGUUGAAAGAUUUUUACAGAGUUCUUACGACAAAUAUCGAUCGACGAGGAGUGGAAUUUGUAUCGACAAUGGAAGCAAGAAAAUACCCGUUUUAUUCGACACAAUGGCACCCAGAAAAGCCUGCCUUUGAAUGGGCGUCCGAAAAAGCUAUUCCACACUUUCAAGAAUCAAUUGAAUUGAGUCAAUAUUUUUCCAAUUUCUUCGUUCAAGAAGCAAGGUUAAGCAAGAAUCGAUUUUCAUCCCAAAAGGAAGAAAAUGUUGCAAUGAUUUACAAUCACAAUCCUUUGCAUACUGGAAUCGAUGAGUAUAGCAUGUUCUCCCAAGUUUAUCUUUUUGAUUAA